ACGACCGUGGUUAGGACUUCACAUUGCGUAGAUGUCUGACAGUUGAGCCAUGCAAGCUGUAAAGGCUAUUUUAUGUGCGAUUUCAUAGAAUAUAUAAUGUUCAAUCAGUUGUAGAGAUUUGAUAGAAUAUAAUGGGUACAAAUGCGCCCUUUGUAGCAAGUGGAUUUAAAGAAGACUGCAUUAAGUUGAUCCAGCGGUUUGAGCAGUUUGACAAUGUUCGAUUUCAGGAUUUUUCACAAAUUUGGAAAGAAAUGCAAUUUUCAUUAAUAUUUACUUGUUUCAUUUUUUUUUCCAGAUGUCGACCUUCUUCGACGGAACUUGCAGAAUUCUGUGAAGAAGCAAUGCAUAUAGCGAAACUUUUUCUUCUACCACCAUAUAAAUUUAAGGAACGCGUAGCUGGAUUAUACUUGGUGUAUGCUUUAUAUUAUAAAAUCCCAAUAGACAAUGUGAAAGUUCGUGUUAAGCAAGAAGAUUGGAUACAUAUUGUGGAAUUUCAAUCUAUCAUCGAGGAGGCUGAACAUCAAGAUGCUAACUUUAUAUUAUCGAAAUUAAUAAUUGAAAAUGCCUUCGUACACUGUGUAUUUGACCAUGAGUAUGGCCUGGAAAAAUAUCUCAGAACAAAAAAACUUAAAAAAGUAAAACGUUAUUCAGUUUUACCAAUGGUCGAAGACUUGCUAGAAUCAGGCUGUCUGUUAACAAAUGUAAGCAAUUUUAGUAAACUGUACCAUGAAAAAAAGUGUGGCAUAUCAAAAAGCAAGAAACCUGAGCGUGGAUUGGAACUAUAUGAUAUAGAUUAUGUUCAUACAUUAUUUAAAGAAAUUCAUGAACUUACUGAUCAUACAGAAAAUAGUUCCAUGGAAUCUAGUAAUUUACUUGAUGAGGAUAUAGGGGAUGAAGAUUCGAAAGAAGAGACUUCCAAAUUGUUUUCCAUGAGAUGUGGACUAAAUAAAGUCAGACCAAAAGUUGGUCAUGGUUUUGAUACAGAUACUUCAGAUGAUGAUGACUCUUUAACACUUAGUCCAUUGGAAGAUUAUGAUUCUAACUUAUCAGAAGACUUGAAACGCACCUACUAUUUAUCAGAUUAGCAUUUAAAUUAGAUAGAAUAAAUGAUUUUUACUGACAUUUUUUUCUGUAUAUGCUUUAUUACAGGGUGUAAAACAUACGAAAAGAACGCUUUAAGUACAAGACAUAGAACUUUAGAAAUUUUAGGAAUGAACAGAAGCAGUGAAUGUCUCUAUUUUCGCCACAAAUAAUAGAAUAUUUAAAUUGAUUAUUGUCAUCGAAGCCUGCACUAUGCCCAGCAUUUCGAACGAUGAAACUGGUGCCGUCGUAAUGCAUACGUCUUUCGCCACGACGAACGAAAAGGUGCGAGGUCUGGCCUAAGGAGGCGGUACAGUGGAGGAAAGGUGUUGUCAAAGAAGCCGUUCCGUUACUUGGAGAUGUUCUGAGUUGAUAUUUAUUACUAUUUCGAGCGAUCCUAUUUUAAAAAUAUUGUAUUCAAAAAGUAGAAUAAAUUUGUUAACCAGUACUGAGCAGCACCUAACGCUGUGGCUGCUUCCUGAAAGCAAGCUGGACCGUGUCGAGAAUCAGAGAAAAAUACGCUCAGCGAAAAGUCCUGAAGACAAUAAUUUCAUGCAGCAUCCACAAGAUAAACCAGAGCACAUUGCUCUGAAGUGAAACUAACUCCUUUAUACCACAUUUUUGCAUACCUACUAAGAAUAUGAAAUAUAAUCAUACAUUUCUUGUGCAUUAAA
This is a messenger RNA of Cephus cinctus (wheat stem sawfly), 1754 nucleotides long. RefSeq names its product snRNA-activating protein complex subunit 1 (gene Pbp45). The coding region runs from base 132 to 1085 and encodes 317 amino acids. Gene Ontology annotation, cellular component: snRNA-activating protein complex. Gene Ontology annotation, molecular function: sequence-specific DNA binding. Gene Ontology annotation, biological process: snRNA transcription by RNA polymerase III; snRNA transcription by RNA polymerase II. NCBI's taxonomy places the organism in Eukaryota, Metazoa, Arthropoda, Insecta, Hymenoptera, Cephidae. The transcript is spliced from 7 exons. The record is from RefSeq and is a predicted model, not a curated record.